CAAACAGGCACGCCCAAGAAACAACAUCCGUCAACCAUUUGACGGUGGAGGAUUGACAUGAAACAACUGUGGGUGAUCGAAGGCAGGGACAGACGAUCAGCAACAGGUGUUGAUUGGCAUGAGUGGGUCGACUUCAUGUGUGGCAGAUGCAGAUCCGAGUGGUAACUGUGAGUGCUCGGGUUUGUUCAUGGUGCAGAGGGGCUUGCGAGCACUUCUCAGCUGACCCAGACUCAGUUCCGAAAUGAAGAAUCGGUUUCGAGCCCUAGAGGCCCGUCACGAUGUGGGAGUUGAGCUCCGGGCUGUCGCUCACGUCGCGAUCCCGUGCCAACUUUGUCUGUCCACGUCUUUGGCCGUCUCCCGUCAAGAUGUAGAUGGCCCAUCCAGCCUGAAUCAUGAUAAGGCUGUUAUAGAACCGCAGAGCCCCCUUAAGACCCAGCUCCCUGCAGCAUCGCCCUUCUGCCCCACGCUCCGUUCGAUUCCCUUGCUUCUCCGGCAGCGCCGACUCAUUUGUGCAAGUCACUCCUUGGUUCCACAGUAUGCUUUCCGCCACACUCUCUUUAAUAGCAUGCGCGGUCACCGUCACCGCUUUGCCCUUCUCCCUUUUCGGACACACCUUCGGUGCACCCGAGAGCAAGGGCACCCCAGCGCCACUCUCCCUGGCUACUGUCAACUCAACGCUUCUCCGCCCCGCUCAAUUUGCGCGUGCAGCCUACUGCUCCGGCGCCUCGCUCGAGAGCUGGAGCUGCGGUCUGCCGUGCGACCAGGUCAAUGGUGUCAAGUUUCUGCAGGCUGGAGGAGACCAGGGCUCUAUUCCUUUCUAUUUUAUCGCCCACGAUCCAGAACAGGAUUCCAUCGUCGUGGCCCACGAAGGGACUGAUCCCAACAAGAUACUCUCUCUAGUGAAUGACGUCGAAUUUCUGCUGGACGACAUCGACGAGUCGAGGUUUCCUCGCGCAGCUGGACAAGGCAUCAAAGUACACACUGGCUUCCAAUCGACUUUCGAACGGACGGCGGACGGCAUUCUCUCCGGUGUGCAGACUGCGCUCCUGAGCACAGGCGCGAGCAACGUUCUGGUCACAGGACACAGCCUCGGGGCAGCGUUGGCAAUGUUGACGGGAAGCAUGCUGCGAGAAUCGCUCGACCCGUCCGUGAGCGUGACGAUCUCGACGUUUGGGAUGCCACGGGCGGGAAACCAGGCGUGGGCCAACUUCGUUGAUUCCAACGGCGGCGUGACCUUCAUGACCAACCAACAUGACCCAGUUCCAAGUGUCCCUCCGCUUCUGCUCGAGUUUGCACAUCCGAGCGGAGAGAUCCACAUCGUGGACUCGUCACAGCGCAACAUUGUCUCCUGUCCAGGUCAGGAUAAUGAGAAUUGCAUCAGCGGUAACUCGCUGUUCGAUGUUUCGAUUGGGGAUCAUCUCGGCCCUUAUUUCUCAGACAUUACCUUCGGGUCUAGUGAAUGCGCUUGACUGUUCAUUUAUGAACAAAGGGUGUAUGUACAAUAUGUAAUCCGAAUCGGAUAUCCGUACUAAUGAGCAGUGUGAACCAAUCCCAGAUCAUUGUAUAUUGAGUAGUAUGGAGGCCCGGAACUAUAUGCUGAUAAGCAAGUGAUGGAUCAC
Mycena citricolor is the source of this 1619-nucleotide messenger RNA. The record is from the annotation of a GenBank genome assembly. NCBI's taxonomy places the organism in Eukaryota, Fungi, Basidiomycota, Agaricomycetes, Agaricales, Mycenaceae.